Molecule: messenger RNA, 255 nt
Organism: Argentina anserina (silverweed cinquefoil)
Lineage: Eukaryota; Viridiplantae; Streptophyta; Magnoliopsida; Rosales; Rosaceae
Exons: 2
Coding region: 1-255 (84 amino acids)
Source: RefSeq, a predicted model, not a curated record
AUGGACGACACUACUGAUAGAAAGCAAGCAGAGAUUUCCGGUGUGUCUCGUAUGAGAAGGGAAUGCUUAUCUUUCACCGUUUCGUUGCAACAAGGUUUUGGCUAUGUCAAGGCCUUCUUUGUUGGUCAGGCUAAGAAGUUGACGGCAAGAAAUGAGAAAGAAGCAGCAGAAGCAGACCUACUAACUGCUAAAAUGCAAGCUGAAGCCACUGAUGCAGCCGAGGAUACCAAAAACAGACUCAACAAAUCGGUCUAA